Messenger RNA from Corythoichthys intestinalis (scribbled pipefish), 5182 nucleotides. RefSeq names its product solute carrier family 27 member 6 (gene slc27a6). The coding region runs from base 118 to 1986 and encodes 622 amino acids. Lineage: Eukaryota; Metazoa; Chordata; Actinopteri; Syngnathiformes; Syngnathidae. Gene Ontology annotation, molecular function: long-chain fatty acid-CoA ligase activity; long-chain fatty acid transmembrane transporter activity. The record is from RefSeq and is a predicted model, not a curated record. The transcript is spliced from 11 exons.
UGUGAGCGCUGCUGUCCAUGUAACGUCACUGUGACGGUCGAUGUUUAUCUCAAUUGAGCAUGUAGGUGGUGCGUGGUAGUAGACAGCACAGCCUUUUCCUUCAUAUCCACUACAGAAAUGCUCUCUUUGGGCUGGAUAUCAGCUCUGGUCGUGGGUAUUUUUUCCGCUCAUGUUUUGCAGAGACUUUGUUUCCCCUACUUUUGGAAAGAUUUCUUCUUUCUGUUCAGCGUGGGGCGCUACGGUUUGAAACUGGAGCUGUUCAAGCUGACUUCGAGGGUGUGUACAGUCCUGGACAGGUUCAUUCAACAGGCGCAACGCAUCCCAGAGAAGCCUUUUAUCAUCUACGAAGGGAGCAUCCACACCUACAAGGACAUUGAGCAGCGUAGCAACAGACUUGCAAAUGUUUUCCUUCACAAACUCCAAGUUUCUAAAGGCGACUGCAUCGCCUUGCUUAUGAAUAACGAGCCCGACUUCGUCUGCGUCUGGUUCGGGUUGGCGAAGCUCGGCUGCCCGGUGGCUUUUCUCAAUACGAACAUUAAAUCCAAGUCGUUGUUACAUUGCUUGAAAUGCUGUGGAGCCAAAGCUUUGGUCGUUGGAGCAGAUUUAGUAGACUGUCUUCCUGGUAUCAUGAGCAACCUAUUAGAAGACAACAUUCAAUUGUGGACAAUGAAGAGCAAUUGCGGGGACAUGAAGGUGGAAUCCGUGUUGGAUCACAUAAAUGCUGCCUCUGACAAACCUUUACCAGCAAAUUUACGUGCCACUACCUCUGUCAAAUCUCCUACCCUUUACAUCUUCACCUCUGGAACUACUGGGCUUCCGAAGGCAGCAGUGAUCACUCACCUCCAAAGCUUAAAGGCAGCAGGAGGAUUUUGGGCAUUUGGGGCAAAUGAAAGUGACGUGAUGUACAUCCCUUUGCCGCUUUAUCACAGUGCAGCUUCCCUAAUUGGAAUAGGGGGGACCGUUGAGCUUGGUGCAACAUGCGUUCUAAAGAAGAAGUUCUCAGCCUCACAAUUCUGGAGUGACUGUCGGAAACAUAAAGUGACUGUUUUCCAGUAUAUUGGUGAACUUUGCAGAUACCUCUGCAACCAGCCAAAGACAGAGAUGGACAAGGUUCACUCAGUCCGGAUGGGAGUCGGGAAUGGGCUUCGUCCGGACGUCUGGCAAGAAUUUCAUAGACGCUAUGGAGACAUAAAAAUGUGUGAGGUGUACGGCUCCACGGAGGGAAACCUGUGUUUCAUGAAUCACAUUGGCAAGAUUGGAACAGUGGGGCGUUCCAACCUCAUCUACAGGCUCCUGUUCAAGUAUGAUCUGGUCAAAUAUGACAAGAUCAAAGAUGAGCCAGUGAAAGAUCAGUAUGGUUUCUGUCAGCGGGUGAAAAAGGGUGAAACAGGGCUUUUACUUUCCAAAGUAAGUGCCCUGACCCCUUUCUUUGGGUACGCUGGAAACAAGCAACUGACUGAAAAGAAGCUGAUAAGGAAUGUAUUUGUCAAGGGUGAUACCUACGUCAACACAGGUGACCUCAUGAUUGAAGACCACGAAGGCUUCAUCGCUUUCAAAGACAGAGUAGGGGACACCUUCAGAUGGAAAGGUGAAAAUGUAGCAACAACCGAGGUGGCAGAAACCCUUGGGUCUGUUGAUUUUAUCCAAGAAGUCAAUGUGUAUGGGGUGGAAAUACCAGGGCACGAGGGAAGAGCUGGAAUGGCUUCUAUGAUUGUAAGACCAGGCUUCGUGUUUGACGGCAAUACAUUUUUUAAACACGUGGUGAUGGAACUACCCACAUAUGCGCGACCUCUCUUCUUGAGGCUUCAGCUCGUGAUGGAAAUGACAAGCACCUUUAAACAGCAGAAGUUCCAGCUAGUUCAGAGUGGAUUUAAUCCCUCAACAAUAUCGGAUCCUCUUUACGUCUUGGAUUAUCAAGAGAACAGCUAUAUCCCUUUGACAAAAAGUGUCUACCAGAGUAUCAUUUGCGGGGAACGCAAGCUCUAGGACUCGACGCCGGUGGACAACAGCGGUAGUGUUUUGCCUUAAGGAAGACUGGGUUUCCCAUGAGGACCAGCGCACACCAGCAUAGUGUCGUAAAGUCAUGAUGGUCGCCUGCAGAUGGAUUGAGCAACAUUUCUGUUUCCUGCGGCUGUGUGAAGGAUUAAAAUUAAUAAGGUAAUGAAUCCAGUUCCAGCUAAACAAUAGCAUAUGACGGAUAGCAAAUGUGUGGCUUAGUGAAAGUGAUACAGACCCCCUCAAGAUAUAAAAGAGGUGUCAUUCCAUUACAGACAUGUGAAAAAAUUAGGACACCCCAUUAAAUAUUCAGUUCUAUGUUAAGAAAUGUGCACAUAUCAAUGCCUGAUCUUGUUUUUCUUUAUCACUGGAAAAUAAAGUGAUUUAAUUGCAGCUAAACUACAAAAAAUAACAUUGUUUUACUCAUUUAACCAAAUAUAUCAACAAAAAUGCAUAUUCUAACUGAGGAAAAAGCUAAGACACCCUGCCACUUUAUAGCUAGUCGUACCCCCUUUGGCUGAAAUAACUUUAGUCAGACGCUUUUUGUAGCCAUCUACCAGUCUUUGACAUCGGUCUAAAGAAAGUUUGCCUCACCCCUCAACGCAGAAUACUUUCAGCUGUAAGAUGUUUCUUGCAUGUACAGCCCGUCUUGCAUGUACAGCCCGUUUCAAGUCACCCCACAGCAUUUCAAUGGAAUUAAGAUCUUGGCUUUGACUCGUCCAUUCCAGGACUCAUUUCUUCCUUGGUGGAUUUCCUGGUAUGUUUUGGGUCAUUGUCAAGUUGCAGGGUCCAGUUUCGCUCAACUUUUUCACAAAUGAUCUCACAUAUUCUUCAACCACCCUCUGACACACGAUAGAAUUCAUGGUGGAUUCUCAGAUGCUGAGCUGGCCAGGUCCUGAUGCAUCAAAGCAUCCCCAAACCAAUACACUUCCACCUCCAUGCUUCACAGUUGGUAUGAGGUUCUUUUCCUGGAAUGCUGUAUCGGGUUUACGCCAAACGUGUCCUCUGUUCUGGUGUCCAAAUGGUUCACUUUUUGGUUGAGCUGUCCAAAGAACAUUAUUCAAGAAGUCCUGGUCUUUGCCUACAUUCACUCUGGCAAACUUCAGUCUGGUUCUUCUUGGAGAGCAAAGAUUUCCUCCUUGCACACCUCCCAUGAAGGUUAAACUUUUGAAGUCUUUCUGAUUGAAGAGGCAUGCACUUUCACAUUAAUAGGAGCAAGAGCCUGCUGUAGGUCUUGGGAUGACAGUAGAAAGGAACAGGUACCGUUCUCACACACACCACAUAUAUUUCUUUGCAUUAGUCUCACACAUUCAUCUAGCUAUAGUUUAGGUAGACUUCACUCCAGGCCCUUGAACACAGUAAAGUGAAUCACCUUAUUGGCGCUCAUGAGGGGGAAAAGGAAAAAUGGUACAGUUUCUCGUAGGCACCAUCUAACUGUUUGCAUUACUCGAACACACGUAAUAUAAUUAAUCAGGGAAUAGUAUCAUUUCUCAUAUUUACUGUAGGACUGCACUACUCUAACACACCUAAUGUAAAAUAAAUAGCACACCAUAGUUUAAAGAAGCAGAAUAGAUACACAACGCCAUGUUAUCACAGAAGCCCAACGUGUUCGUCACGAGCAAGAUUGACGCAGUUCUCCCGACAACGAACAAGGACAAAGACCAGCGCGCUUUGUCCUAAAAGAAGUAGCGCCAGCCCAGAUAAUAAAGUUCAUAGCGGGCGCUUGGGACGUCAAGACCAGCGUCGGUCGCUGUGACAACCACGUCCCAUCCAUGCACGAACCUAAACCGCCCAAAGCCGGCCACAGAGGGAAGGUCCCAAAAGCAACGCCCGGACACACCUUCGGCCCGGCCUCCUACACCACGGACUUAAAAAACAUUGGACUCUGAGAUAAGACAGAUUUUUGCUGCUCAGACACAUUUUCUAUCUACCCUUGCUUUGGAUUCAGCAUUGGUCCCUGCGUCGUCCGUUUUUGUCUUGUUUUUGACCAUUGUCGACGAAUAAAUUGCCAACCUGUUUUCGGUGAGUCUUCUUCGAACUUUUGAGACAUGGAGUCAGUACAAAGGGUUAAAAUAAGAAGACAACGCGCGGAGUUUUGCUUCCUCCCGGUUUGGUUCGCGGGGGCGGUAAACAGCGGAGCACCAUUUCCAUUCGGCUGACGCCGUUUCCGUGCAGCUUUGGCCGGGGGGACUAAAUUCCAACAGUUUUUAGGGUUUUUGGAGACUUCUUUUAGCAUCUUGCGGUCUGCUCUAGGGGUGAACUUGCUUGGACGGCCAGACCUUGUUUUGAGUGUCCUCCACUUGUAAACUAUUUCCCGGACGGUGGAAUAGCUGAUUUCAUGUUCUUUUGAGAUCUUUUGAAAUCCCCUACCAGACUCAUAAGCGUCUACAAUCUUCUUUCUGAAGGCCUCAGACAGCUCCUUUGAUCUCACCAUGGUGUUUUCAUUCACUUCAACAGUGAGUCACUAUUGAAAGUAUUCUGCGCUGAGGAGUGGCGCAAACUUUCUUCAGACCGAUGUCAAAGACUGGUAGAUGGCUGAAAAAGCGUCUGACUGAAGUUAUUUUAGCCAAAGGAGGUAGCACUAGCUUUUACGUGGUAGGAUGUCCUAACUUUUUCCUCAGUUAGAAUGAGCAUUUUUGUUGAUAUAUUUGGUUCAAUGAGUAAAACAAUGUUAAUUUUAGUUGUUUACCUGCAAUUAAAUCCCUUUUCCAGAGGUAAAGAAAAACAAGAUCAGACAUAUCACAAAUGUUACGAAAAUACUUUAUAAAGAUUGAAAAGUUACCUAGUGUUGCUUUGAAGGAUUUGUUAUUUACAACUGCACAGACAUGGCUAAAUGUGUUGAGCAUUUUAGAAGGUUCUUUGUUCAUGUCUGAUUGUGAAUGAUGAUUUUCAUUUUCCAUCUGAAGCUUUGUCAUGACUAAACUGAGCCAGAUCCAGUUUAGACUUGCACUCAUAUUUGACGUUGUAAUUAAGGUGUAAUGUUGACUCAGGUACUUUUAUCUCUUCUCUAUGCAUUGAAGCCUUUCUGUUGGCAGUCUUAACACGAUAAUUACGGAUGAAAAAUGACUUUUUUUUCACUAUGUUGAAAAUGUUGUACUUUAAUGCAGUAUGUCCUAAUGAUAUUAAUAUUGUAUUUUCUUUCAUUAAAUAUUAAUUUGAAUUAAAGAUUUUCCACAUUCGCCUUGAA